AUGCUGUCUCCCGCCAAGCGGCAACAGCCCGAGGCGGUUGCAGACAAGGUCCUCAAGCGGGUCGAAGUCAGCAAGAUUGCCCGAAGGCUGCAAGGAUGCCUCGCCCUCGCCCAGUUCAAGACCAAGCACGGUUGGGAAGACCUCACCCUCGAUACCAUUGAGCCCAAGGUGGAAGAGCAGAUAAGGAGACGGCGCCAGUUUGAGGGCGACGUCCUGUCCGACUCGUCCUCUAGCACAUCCGACCUCCCAUACCCAUCACGAGCUCUCAUGAGCUCGCCGAUGAAGGCGCCCUUCUUCUCCGACGCUGUCGGCUCCAGCAACGGCAGCACCGGCCACCGCAAGCGGACCUACAUGGCCACAUUUGACAUGGCCAUGUCCAGCCCGACCAAACGUUUCAGAAUCUCGCCCACCGCCCACAAGUCCUUCCACACAGACGAGAACCCAACGAGAGCUCACAGGCAACUGAUCCAGUCCUCUCCCAUAAAACCUCGGCGCCAACAACACUUUACCACUUCCAACGGCCCUGAUGUGUCAUUUUUUCGGGGGACCCGCCGCCCCUCCGUGGAUCUGACAUCGCCCAAUUUUGCGGCACCAUCUGAUGACGACGAUGACAUCCUUGGAAUACACUCCUUCCGUGUCGAUGCAAACCGGUCCUCGCCUCCACGGACACCUCCUAUGCGUAACCGGAGCCUCAACCGCCGGUCUAAUAAGGAUCGCAACGGCGUCGCCACAGGGGCCAAGUCGGGUGAAGAAGGCGCAGACCUACUCCUGUACCUCGCUGCCUCGCCAUCGCCGGCGAUGCCUUCGGGCAGGACACGCAUGGAGCCUCCCUCGACGCCUCCGUCCAAGAAGGACCUCGCCCUCCCGUCUUCGAUGAUGACCACUCCCGGUGGCGGCAACCUGUUCCCCACAACACCCGGCCAGCCGUUCGACCUGUCGGACUUUGUCAACAUCACCCCAAGCCCAGCUCAAAAGCAGUGGAAGACUCCUGGAGGGUUUUCUGCUGCACGGACGCCCCGCAGCUUGACACGAGCACGGCUCACCUUUGAUGAACCCUUGCAGCUCAACGGCCUCUAA
Microdochium trichocladiopsis is the source of this 1077-nucleotide messenger RNA. RefSeq lists its product as uncharacterized. The transcript is spliced from 2 exons. Bases 1 to 1077 code for a protein of 358 amino acids. The record is from RefSeq and is a predicted model, not a curated record. Lineage: Eukaryota; Fungi; Ascomycota; Sordariomycetes; Xylariales; Microdochiaceae.